AUGGUUGAGCUUAGUGAAGAGGAAGCUAUUAAUUAUUUAAAUAUAGCAUUAGCAGAAGCUGAAAAAAGUCUACAAAAAGAAUUAAAGGAAAUGCCUAUAUUUUGUCUAUUAAUAAAUGAAGAAAAGAAAAUUAUAUCAUCCUCUUAUAAUUACACGAACGAAUCGAAAAACGGUUCAAGGCACAGUGAAUUGAUUGCAAUUGAUAAAUAUAUUUAUAAUGAAAAUUAUGAACAAAUGAAAAAUUUAAAUUUAAUAAAAUGUUAUAAUAAUAAUGAAAAUUCAAUUGAAAAGUCUAUACGCGAUUAUUUUGUUUCUUUGGAUGAAAUAAACAAUAGCGAAUUGAUAACUAAUAAUUAUGAAAAUAUAAAUGAUAAAUAUAUAAAUAAUAAAGAACUAUAUUCAAAUGUGAACGAAAAAUAUAGUAAAAUACAAGAAAGGAUAAAUAAUUUAAAGAAAUGUUGUAUUGUUGUAACUUGCGAACCUUGUAUUAUGUGUGUAUAUGCAUUAAAAUUAGUAGGCAUAAAAAAUAUUUACUUUUGUUGUUUAAACGAGAGGUUUGGUGGUUGUGGCUCUGUGCUCUCAUUGCAUAAGAAAUAUGAAGACAUUAAUGUCAUUUAUAUAGAACAUCCUGAAUGUUCAGAAAAAAGUAUUAACCUUAUGAAAGCUUUUUAUAAAGCUGGAAACCCAUCAGCACCGGAAGAAAAAAGAAAGAGAGCUAUAUCGUAA
This is a messenger RNA of Plasmodium adleri (nom. inval.), 726 nucleotides long. RefSeq names its product cytidine and deoxycytidylate deaminase, putative. Bases 1 to 726 code for a protein of 241 amino acids. Lineage: Eukaryota; Apicomplexa; Aconoidasida; Haemosporida; Plasmodiidae. The transcript is spliced from 5 exons. Gene Ontology annotation, molecular function: tRNA-specific adenosine-34 deaminase activity. Gene Ontology annotation, biological process: tRNA wobble adenosine to inosine editing. The record is from RefSeq and is a predicted model, not a curated record.